This is a messenger RNA of Penicillium odoratum, 579 nucleotides long. RefSeq names its product DUF4202 domain-containing protein. NCBI's taxonomy places the organism in Eukaryota, Fungi, Ascomycota, Eurotiomycetes, Eurotiales, Aspergillaceae. The transcript has a single exon. The record is from RefSeq and is a predicted model, not a curated record. Bases 1 to 579 code for a protein of 192 amino acids.
AUGUCCAAAUAUGACCGCGCCCUUGAGGCAAUCGACCUCGCUCACAAAGACGAUCCUAACAAAACAUCAACCGAUACCCCCUACGAACUCCACUACGCCCAAAAAAUGACUACAUACCUCAACCGCCUAGACCCCUCCGCCUCCGACCUCCUUCGCCUCGCUAUCCGCGCUCAGCACCUCCGCCGCUGGGAGACCCCGCGCACAUCCUACCCCGCCACCAAGAUUGGGUACCACUCCUGGCGCGGCGCGCUGCAGCGCACACAAGCUGCGCUGGUGGAGAAGAUCUGUGUUGAGGCGGGAUAUAGCGCCGAGGAGGCGGGGCGAGUGGGUGCUAUGGUGCGCAAGGCGGAUUUGAAGAAGGGGGAUCCGGAUACACAGACCUUGGAGGAUGUGGCUUGUUUGGUGUUUUUGGAUGAUCAGUUUGAUCAGUUUGAGAGGGAUAUUGCGGAUGAGGAGAAGAUUGUGGAUAUUUUACGGAAGACCUGGGGGAAGAUGUCGGAGGCUGGACGGGCGGAAGCGUUGAAGAUUGAAUUGUCGGAGAGGGGGGCGGCGUUGGUGCAGAAGGCUUUGGCAGGGUGA